AUGGCCACAGCGUCAACGUUGUCAACACCUCUCAAGAGCCAUCAUGGCCUCUUCUCCUCGAAAACGGCAGGUGGCCGCAUGCCCCUCACGCCAUCUCCCAGACAGAGAACCGUCAGCGUGUCCAAUGUCUCGACAACCUCAUCACCUUCCACUCCGCUGCAGAAAGAGCAGUCUAUCCACAAGUCAGACCCCACAUUCUUCUCCAAGUCGAUGUCGAGGUCGGUCUCCAAGUUCGCUUACGCCAACUCACCAAAGUCCAACAUUGCAAAGUCACGCCAGUCUCCCAAGCAACUAGAGCUCGGUGUCUCAGAUUGGACUCUUACAGGGACUGGGCCAGCCACAGGUGCCACCCCAUCAAGAGAAAAGUCAAGGAAGGAAACUGCACUGAGAUCAAGAGUCGGAAAGACAACCAUCAGACUUCCACACAAUGCCGCAGACAGAUUCAUUCCUAACCGGACUGCCAGUGCUGGUCUCGCAACUGCCGGCUGCGGCAAGCCUGAUGAGAACACUCGACCUCGUACUGCGGAUGGGUCCGUAGUCCUUGCAAAUGCUGCCAGUGCCAGUGCCUUCGACAUUUCCGCUCGGGGUGCAGAUACAGACAUCGCCACGGCACUAGAAGGUCUUGGUCUUGAAGAUGACAAUACCACCUCCUACACCCGAAGCAACCCUGACUCGACCGCUUACGAAUCAUCACUGGCGUCCGCAUGUGGAAUUUCCACUAGUCAACGCAUCCUCGAGUUCAAGCCUGCUCCCCCCGAAUCCUCCAAGCCGAUUGAUCUUCGAUCACAGUAUAACCGACCUCUCAAGCAAGCUAAUGCUCAAUCGGCACAGUUCCGUCGACGAAUUCAAUCUGCCCCAGAGAGAGUGCUGGAUGCACCUGGCCUGGUCGAUGACUACUACCUCAAUCUGCUCGACUGGAGCUCGGGUAACCAGGUUGCCAUUGGCCUGGAGCGAAAUGUGUACGUCUGGUCUGCCGACAGUGGCACAGUGAGUUGCCUAUUGGAGACAUCACCCGACACAUACAUUAGCAGCGUCAAAUGGUCCGGCGAUGGCGCCUAUGUUGGUGUGGGCCUUGGUUCCGGCGAGGUUCAGAUCUGGGAUGUUGAAGAAGGCACUAAGCUUCGAAGCAUGUUCGGCCAUGAAAGUCGGGUCGGUGUGAUGGGAUGGAACAAGCAUACCCUGUCAACCGGGGCGCGAAGCGGCCUCGUCUUCAACCAUGACGUGCGCGUUGCUCAACAUAAGGUUGCCGAGCUCGUCUCCCACACGUCUGAGGUCUGUGGGUUGGAAUGGCGCAGCGACGGCGCGCAACUAGCAACGGGUGGAAAUGAUAACUUGGUCUCAAUCUGGGACGCCCGCUCAUUGGCCGCGCCCAAGUUCGCCAAAAAGAACCACCGCGCCGCUGUCAAGGCACUUAGCUGGUGCCCCUGGCAGUUGAACCUCCUUGCGACUGGGGGUGGCUCCUACGACCGCCACAUUCACUUCUGGAAUACGACUACAGGAGCACGAGUCAACAGCAUCGACACCGGAUCCCAAGUGACCAGCCUCAAGUGGAGCAAUCACUACCGCGAGCUGGUCAGUUCCAGCGGCUUCCCAGACAACUCCCUGAGCAUCUGGAGCUAUCCCACCUUGGUCCGCAAUGUGGAAAUCCCAGCACACGAGACUCGGGUCCUGCACAGCUGUCUGAGCCCCGACGGACAGAUGCUGGCAACGGCGGCGGCUGAUGAAAGUCUAAAAUUCUGGAAGGUCUUUGAACGCAAGGCAGGAGUCAGCGCGGCAGCGUCCAGAGAAGGCGGCGUCGGCAAGGGCGGAGCUAUGGCGAAGCAAAUGACCAUUCGAUAA
Molecule: messenger RNA, 1839 nt
Organism: Cladophialophora yegresii CBS 114405
Lineage: Eukaryota; Fungi; Ascomycota; Eurotiomycetes; Chaetothyriales; Herpotrichiellaceae
Product: cell division cycle 20, cofactor-APC complex
Exons: 2
Coding region: 1-1839 (612 amino acids)
Biological process (GO): anaphase-promoting complex-dependent catabolic process; positive regulation of ubiquitin protein ligase activity; positive regulation of anaphase-promoting complex-dependent catabolic process
Cellular component (GO): anaphase-promoting complex
Molecular function (GO): ubiquitin ligase activator activity; protein binding; anaphase-promoting complex binding
Source: RefSeq, a predicted model, not a curated record